UACAAAAUUGAUCCAAAAAAUAAAUGACUAUUUAAGAAAUAAAAAAAUUACCCUGGUUUUUGGUACUAACUUGUUAUUAAAAUCUACUAUAUUUUAUUAUAAUUUAAUUUUUUUUCCAAGUAAUAAACAUUCUACUAAUGUCCAAAUCGAUUUAAAAGGUUGUGUAAGCUAGUUGUCAUGAACAUCCGCAACCAAUUGGCCGGGGGGGCAGACAGGUUAAUUCCAAAAUGGUGGUCGUUUGUUGUGCUUUCGAGUGUAGUGAUUUGUAAAAUUAUUUAAUUUUCAGAUGCACACAGUCUUUUAAACCAAUGGUCAAUUCCAAUUAGAUUGGAAUUAUGGAUGAAAAGGAGCCUAUAUCUGAAAAUUCGAAUGAGGCUGGCACUGAAGCUCCUGACUACAUAGCGGCAGAUGAUAAGCCUAGCGAUGUAGAUACAAUGCUGAGAUCGCCUAGCGAUAAGGCGGAAAAUGAGGAAACUGGUGAUAGUCAUGUAAAAAGUGAUAGGGAAUUGAAUAUAAAUAAUAGUAAAACAGAAAACAGUGAAGUUAGAGACAGUGAACUCCAAAACCAUGUAGACCUUGCAAGUGAUAGUGAUAAUGUUAAAGAAGUGAGUGAGUUAAACCAAGCCAAGACAGAGGAUACAGAGUCUGAGCAGGAUAGUCAAGGAGAGCCCAAAGACUAUGAUAAAUCUCAUGAAGAAAAGGAAUCUGAUGGGACUGUAGAUAAGCAAGAAACAAAUACAGAAGAUAUAGAGGAUAAGUUAAAAGAAGAGUCAAACAGUCAAGAUGGAAUUAGUCAGGAAUCUAUAACUGAGGACAAUGCUGAAAGUUCUCAGGAAAAGGAAGAGAAAAAUGAUAGUGAUGUUGGAAAACCUGAAUUUGAACAUGCCCCUAAUGUCUCCAUGGAUGAAUCUGUAGAGGAUCAUUCACAGGCAUUAGAUCCCUUUGAUGCUUUACUCAAAGACAAAAGUGAUUCAGGCACAACUGAGGCAGCUCCAACAACAUCACAAGCUGAAUCUUCAACAGUGGUUGAUGAUGAUGAUGAUGAUGAUGAUCAUAAUGCAGAUUUUGAAGGUGAACAUGAUGAGCACCAGCAAGAAGAUGCUUCACUUGAUGAUAGUGGCGUAACAGAGCCUGCUGACGAACCUGGAGCUGAUGAAGAGGUUUGUUUGUUGCCUGACACUGAGAGAGAAAUAUCCGAGGCUGAUAAAGCAGAAGCAGAGAAAGUACUGGCUGAGAAAAGAAGACAAGCUGAAGCCCAAGCAGUAGCAGUACCCAAGGAAGAGAAUGAAGGAGUGGACAAUGAUGAUAAAACAAGUAAAGAUGCAACAGUUAACAGUGAGGAUGCGGAUCUUGAGCAAAUGGACGUUGAUACGGCCGCUGAAGACCCAUCGCAAGAAAAUGGUAGUGGUGACAAAGAAAAUGACAUGGAAGAAUCAAUGGAGGUUGAUAAUUUAGUACCAAACACCAUUCAAGAGAUUAGUCCAAUUGAUGCUGCAUGUAUUCAAUGUAAAAACGAGCAACCCUGUUCUUACCGGUUUGUUACUAAGGACAAUAGCAGAAGUUACAUUUGCACAGAACAGUGCAUUAAAAACUUCCAAACAGAACAUCCAGGACAAUAUACAAUUACUCAUAAAAAAUAUCUAAUCGAGGAGAUAGUCUCAAAAGUUUUAGUUUGUUCGGAAUGUGAGGAAAAGAAAAUUUGUUAUUUCUAUUACAACUAUGAUGGUGAAGACACUCAUUAUUGUUCGAUGACGUGCUUAGAAAGUAUGAUGGCAGAUGAAAAGGACAAAUAUACAUUCAAGAGACGGAAAAUUGUGAUAUCAGAAAUCGACCCUGUGGAUAAUGAAUGUUUUGUAUGUAAUGAAAACAAAAAGUGUUCCUACUCUAUGAUAAGAUACGGUCUACAACAUCUAAUAUGUGAAUGUAAAUGUAUUAAAACAUUAAAUACGAGUGAAAAUUAUAGAUAUGCGGUAAAAAAUAAAAGAAAACCACGAAAUAUCAAUGCAACCACACAAGCACAAGCACAAUCAAAUCCGCCUUUGUUAAAAUUAAAAGUUAUUAGUAAUGCUACAGACAAGUAUUUAGACGAAGCUUAUAAAAUUCAGGCAAAGACCCCCGGCAUGGUACAGGCUGCUAGAGAGGAAAGGGAGCGUACAUUCAUACGCAAAUGUGUCCAUUGCACUUUAAUACUGGAUAUUGAUGAGAAAAUUGUCACUUGGGAGACCAUGGACUUUUGUGAUGAAAUUUGUUUAGGAAGAUAUCAAAAUAAAAUAGGUUCGAGGUGCGCUAAUUGCAAGAAUGUAGUCCAACACACGAGUUUAGGAAAGUAUUGCGUUAGAUUCGGAUAUGAUAUCCGACAGUUUUGUAAUUCGGGGUGCUUAGAGGAAUUUAAGAAGGGUUUAAAAAUAUGUUGUUAUUGUCAAAGAGAUAUAUCAGCAGGGCACCAAGGUUUCCUAGCUCCAGUCGGUGAUAAAGGCCAGUUUAAGGAUUUCUGCUCUCAGAACUGCAUGGAGAAGUUUGACCAGAUGAAUAAAAAUACCGCAGCGCAGCUAGUAUGGGCGAAGUGUGCCGUAUGUUCUUUAGAAAAAGCUACAUCAAUUGAAGUGGAAGUUAAUGAUACUGUGACACAACGACUCUGCUCAGAUCCAUGUUUUGCUGCAUUUAAAUUUGUCAAUAAUAUUUUUCCAGAUCAGUGUCGCUGGUGCAAAAAGUAUUUCGAACGCAAACAAAGCAAAUGCUUUACUAUCUACGACGGCAACACACCUAACUGUUUCUGUUCUAAAUCCUGUAUGAAUGUGUACAUAAGUAAUUCUCGACAUAUAGUGCCAUGUAACUGGUGCAAAGUUAAAAAGUAUAAUUUCGAUAUGAUUAGGCGUGUCCAAACCAACGGCCAGGCGGUUAUGAUGUGCUCGCUCAAUUGCUUGAAUCUCUACCAGGUGUCUGUGAACGCAGUAUCUUCUAGAAGGACGAAAUGUGACAUGUGCAAACGGACAUCUCUCGCGCAAUAUCAUUUGACCAUGUCGGAUGCCACUGUUCGAAAUUUUUGUACUUACCAGUGCGUAAUGACAUUCCAGGGUCAAUACUCUAAACAUGCACCACCACUACUGCCCGGUGAACAAAUAGACCAGGCUAAGGCUGUGCCCACGGGUGUGCCGCGGCGAACUUACUCAGCUAAUAAAAAUAACGCGAUACCGAAAGGACAACAACGGACCACCUUGCCGGUAAUUUCGAAUGUGCAGUCCUUGGCAGCACCUCCUCCGCUGAUGCCAUCGACACGUGCUAAGUCCAAACGUCUCGCACAGCCGCCCUCAGAGCCGGAACCCCCUCAAGCCCCAAAAACACCCCCUCCGCCCCCCAAACCGCCAACACCACCGCCCCCGCCGCCUCCUAAAAUUUACAAUCACGUUAUAGUGAAAACACUUCCCCCCCAAGAAGUCGCAAAUAAGGGUACUAUGUCGAAACCAAUGAUGGUCUCCAAAGGAGUGUCUUGCCGUCCCCAUCCUUGCACAAAAGAAUGUCAAACAGAUCCUAGUCUAGAGAGGCGGGUACUAAUCCCAAUUCCCGUACCUAUAUAUGUACCAGUUCCUUGUGCUAUGUGGUCAUUACCAUUCCCAGUCCCCGUGCCUAUUCCACUGCCGAUACCUACUCCUGUAUUCAUUCCGACCACCCGGAAUUCAGCCAAGGGUAUUAUGAAGGAAAUAAACAAGAUCCACGAUAAGAUGCCGACAGAUCCGUUUGAAGCAGAGCUGCUGAUGAUGGCGGAAAUGGUGGCAGGUGAUAAGAAGAAGGAUCAGAGUGAUUCAGACACGGACGACGAUAAUGAGGAAAGCUUCAGCCCAGUGGCAGGCAUGGAUGGCAAUAAUGCGUUUGGUGAAGACAUGCUGCAAAUGGCGUUGAAGAUGGCCACAGAGUAUGAAGACCAGCCUGUAGAUUUGGAGUCUGCUAUGACAGCGAAUACUAUAACGCCCAGCUCACAUCCAGGAAUGCCUGGUCUAGAAGGCGAGGGCAUGCACCACCAUCACAUGAUGGUGCUGGAGCAGCAGCGCGCGGUGGCGGCGCUGCGGGCGUCGUCGGGCGCGGCGGGCGUGGCGGGCGUGGCGGGCGUGACGGGCGUGGCGGGCGUGGCGGGCGUGGCGGGACGCAAGCGCGGCGCGGUGCCGGCGGCGGCGCGCCCCGCCAGGACCUCGAAGCGGCGCCGCGCCGAGCCCGCGCCGCCGCCGCAGCCCGACCCGCCGCGGGAGCCCGCGGAGAAGCCCGACGCUAACAUGUGCUUGAAGUACACAUUCGGAGUAAACGCAUGGAAACAAUGGGUGAUGACGAAGAACGCGGAAAUAGAGAAAAGCUCGAUACGACGGAAACCAUUCAAAUCUGAAAUACUACAACUUACGGCGGAUGAAUUAAACUACUCGCUGUGUCUGUUCGUCAAGGAAGUGCGGAAACCGAAUGGCAGCGAGUACGCGCCAGAUACGAUAUACUAUCUGGUCUUAGGUAUACAACAAUAUUUGUUCGAGAAUGGUAGGAUAGACAACAUAUUCACAGAUCCAUAUUAUGAGAAAUUUACAGACUGUUUGGACGAAGUUGCUAGAAAGUUUUCAGUUUUAUAUAAUGACUCCCAAUACAUAGUAACGCGAGUAGAAGAAGAACACCUAUGGGAGAGUAAACAGUUAGGAGCUCACUCUCCACACGUUCUGCUCUCAACCCUUAUGUUCUUCAACACUAAGCACUUCAAUUUAGUGACAGUAGAGGAACAUAUGCAGUUAUCAUUUUCACACAUAAUGAAACAUUGGAAACGGAAUCCUAACCAGCCAGGGCAGGCAAAGAUACCUGGCUCUAGGAAUGUACUUUUACGUUUUUAUCCCCCACAAUCGGCGCUAGAAGCAAACUCAAGAAAAAAGAAAGUAUAUGAGCAGCAAGAAAACGAGGAGAAUCCACUUCGUUGUCCUGUGAAAUUAUAUGAAUUUUAUAUAUCAAAAUGUCCGGAGUCGGUGCGCACUCGCAACGAUGUGUUCUACCUACAGCCGGAGAGAUCGUGCGUGCCCGACUCGCCUGUGUGGUACUCCACGCAGCCGCUCAGCCGCGCCGCACUUGCUAAGAUGCUGCACCGCGUCAAAAUGGUCAAAGAGAUCAAUAUUGCGCUGCUCACUAGCUAAGAUUUCACUGCAUCGUCUGCUGAGCAUUGGGACGCGGCGACGAAGCGGUUUCAUAUACACAAAUCUUCACAUGCCGUUCUUCAGGAAAUAUUUAGUUACUGCAUGCAAAGUGUUACGACCAUAUGUUUUGCAUAAACUCAGUAAACGCAAUGAUCGCAGUCACUUUAUUGUUGUAAAGUUUAUAACAAUGUAUAUUUUUUCUACUUUGUAUAUCAGUCUGCGUGAGGACGGCGAAAUAUUAAUUUUAAUACAUAGUCUAUAAAUAGAUGUCUUUUUUUAUAAUGUUGCAAUGUUUUAGAUUUAAGAUUUCUGUGCGGGACUGUUUAUGUAUGUACAGAUAUAUUGGUAAUUAUUUGUCAUUUAUCGCUGCUAUUUUAUUUAUAAUUUUGUCUUCAUAUAGUUAUAUUUGAGGUACGAGUUGAAAACGAUGAAUUUAUUUAAGCCCUUUUUAUCAAAGGCCUGUGUUGGUUUGGGAAAUUUUAAAUUUGUAUAUAUGUCAAACCGGCAUGUUUUUUACAGCACGGGAUACCAGUGACCUUAAUCACUUUCCUCUGUGCCAGAAAAGAUUUAUUAAUAUUAUUACAAUUGUGUAAUAUGUAUUUGAAUAUUAAAAUUAAAUACUAGAUUAGGAAAUAAGUGACAAAUUCCAUUUUUUUAGGAGAUGCACUUUUGUGUUUAUAGUAGCGUUAACUGUUCGUUUUAUAAAUCGGGAAACAAUUUAUAAUAUUCUCACAAAUAGAAAUUUUUAUUAAAAAAAUAAUAUAACUUAGUGAAAGAGUCAGAUUCGUAUUAUAUUUUAAGUAUAAUUACGUCAGCCGUAAGAAUUAGGUUAUGAUGUGU
This is a messenger RNA of Achroia grisella, 5990 nucleotides long. It is a transcript of the gene woc, whose product is annotated as zinc finger MYM-type protein 4. NCBI's taxonomy places the organism in Eukaryota, Metazoa, Arthropoda, Insecta, Lepidoptera, Pyralidae. The transcript has 20 exons. The record is from RefSeq and is a predicted model, not a curated record. Bases 336 to 5150 code for a protein of 1604 amino acids.